GCCGCGCCGUGCGCGGGGGCCGGCGCCAAUGGCGGCAGGCGGAGGAGGCGGCUGACGGGAGCCGCUGCCAGUCGCGCCCAUUCAUCGCCGACGCCUUCCCCCGGCUUUCUCUCUUCCCCCGGCUCCGCCGGGCUGCCUGCCGCCGCCGCCGCCGCCAUGGAGGCGCUGAUCCCGGUGAUCAACAAGCUGCAAGACGUCUUCAACACGGUGGGGGCCGACAUCAUCCAGCUGCCGCAGAUCGUGGUGGUGGGCACUCAGAGCAGUGGAAAGAGUUCAGUGUUGGAGAGCCUUGUGGGGAGGGAUCUGCUCCCACGAGGUACCGGAGUUGUGACCCGAAGACCCCUCAUUCUGCAGCUGGUGCAUGUUUCCCCAGAGGAUGGUCGGAAAACAGCUGGAGAUGAAAAUGACCCUGCUACAUGGAAAAAUCCAAGACACCUUUCUAAAGAGAUAGAUGCUGAAGAGUGGGGCAAAUUUCUUCACACCAAAAAUAAGAUCUAUACAGAUUUUGAUGAAAUUCGUCAGGAAAUAGAAAAUGAAACAGAAAGGAUUUCAGGAAAUAACAAGGGUAUCAGUCCUGAACCAAUUCAUCUGAAGAUUUUUUCGUCUAAUGUUGUGAAUCUGACUCUUGUGGAUUUACCAGGAAUGACAAAGGUGCCUGUUGGUGAUCAGCCCAAAGAUAUUGAACUUCAAAUAAGAGAACUAAUCCUUCAAUUCAUCAGCAACCCAAAUUCAAUUAUUCUGGCAGUCACAGCAGCAAACACAGACAUGGCCACUUCAGAAGCACUUAAAAUUGCACGGGAAGUGGAUCCAGAUGGUCGAAGAACCCUUGCUGUUAUCACAAAGCUGGAUCUCAUGGAUGCGGGCACUGAUGCUAUGGAUGUGCUCAUGGGCAGAGUGAUUCCAGUAAAACUUGGCAUCAUUGGAGUAGUGAACAGGAGUCAGCUGGAUAUUAACAAUAAGAAGAGUGUAGCCGAUUCUAUUCGUGAUGAAUAUGGUUUUCUUCAAAAGAAGUAUCCCUCCCUAGCCAAUCGAAAUGGAACUAAAUAUCUUGCUAGAACACUGAACAGACUACUCAUGCAUCAUAUCAGGGACUGCUUGCCAGAACUGAAAACCAGAAUCAAUGUUUUAGCUGCUCAGUACCAGUCUCUGCUUAACAGCUAUGGGGAACCUGUUGAGGACAAAAGUGCCACUUUAUUGCAACUUAUUACCAAAUUUGCUACAGAAUAUUGCAAUACGAUUGAAGGAACAGCAAAAUACAUAGAGACUUCUGAGCUAUGUGGUGGAGCCAGAAUCUGUUACAUCUUUCAUGAGACCUUCGGACGAACCUUAGAAUCUGUUGACCCUCUAGGUGGCCUUAACACAAUUGAUAUCCUGACUGCCAUUAGAAAUGCUACUGGUCCCCGUCCUGCCUUGUUUGUUCCUGAAGUUUCAUUUGAAUUGCUGGUUAAAAGGCAAAUCAAACGUUUAGAAGAGCCCAGCCUUCGCUGUGUGGAGCUGGUUCAUGAAGAAAUGCAAAGAAUUAUACAACAUUGUAGUAAUUACAGUACACAGGAGUUGCUGAGGUUUCCCAAGUUACACGAUGCCAUAGUUGAAGUUGUAACCUGUCUUCUGCGUAGAAGGCUUCCUGUCACAAAUGAAAUGGUUCACAAUUUAGUGGCUAUUGAGUUAGCCUAUAUCAAUACCAAACAUCCAGAUUUUGCUGAUGCCUGUGGGUUAAUGAAUAACAACAUAGAGGAACAACGGCGUAACAGGUUAGCCCGGGAAUUGCCUUCUUCUGUGCCACGAGACAAGUCUACUAAAGCUCCAGGUGCAUUGCCACCUGCUUCCCAGGAGACUGUUACUGCUGCUUCUGCUGAGGCUGAUGGCAAGGCUGCUGCUGGAGCAGGAGAUGUAUCUCAGGAGUCUGGAACGGGCAACUGGAGAGGAAUGCUGAAAUCCUCAAAAGCAGAGGAGGGAUCAGCAGAGGAAAAACCAAAACCUGCUGCAGCUCUUCCUGCUAGUCCUCAAAAAGGACAUGCUGUAAACCUAUUAGAUGUGCCUGUACCUGUUGCACGCAAACUUUCUGCCCGUGAGCAGCGAGAUUGUGAAGUGAUUGAACGACUCAUUAAAUCUUACUUCCUUAUUGUCAGAAAGAAUAUUCAGGACAGUGUGCCAAAGGCAGUGAUGCAUUUUCUGGUGAACCACGUGAAAGACACUCUUCAGAGUGAGCUGGUGGGCCAGCUGUACAAAUCCUUGCUGUUGGAUGACCUUCUGACGGAAUCUGAAGACAUGGCGCAGCGCAGAAAAGAGGCAGCUGACAUGCUAAAGGCCUUGCAGCGAGCCAGUCAAAUCAUUGCAGAGAUUCGGGAGACACAUCUUUGGUGAAGACGGUACCAGCCACGCUAUUUACAUGCGUUGGAGGUUACACUGACUUCAGAAUUGCUAGGCAUGGUAUACGGAGUAGAAUUUUUAUUUAUGAACUCUUAUCUGUGUACUGCAACUGUGUAAAUCUGCUCAUGUAAAGACAGUUGGUUUGAUUUGCAAACAGAAAAAUACGCUGUAUUUUGCAAAAUAAGUCGUAUUUAAUCCACAUAAUAAAUGGCUCUAAAUGUUUCCUUACCAGCUUUCUGGUGCAAAUUAAAGCAGACCAAGUCUACUGUCUCAGUGACAGGCUCAUUUGAACUUGGGGAAAAACACUGAAGUUCCAGUGCCUGACUUGCUAAACAGGUUGCCUGUGGUUAAGAUGGACAGUGUAGUCUUGUGGCAUAGUUUUAAGCUGCUUUUACAAUAGAAGUUUAAAUACUGUGAAGAGGAGAGAGCACCAAGUAUUUUCUUUCAUGACUAUAUUGCAUGCACUAUGACAGAUGGAGGUGUCAAUUUUAUAGCACAGUAGAGAUGUCUACCGUAUUGCUACGUGUGUGUCCCCAUUUCUUUCCGAAUGUUAAAAACUGCAGACAAAAUUCUGAACUUCAUUUAAUGGAGGAGUAUCAUGUAGGAUGAAUCAGCCUGGAGCUUGCAAACAAGUAACGGCCUACUGACAAGUGGCUGCCAAGUUGUUGAUGUGCACUGGAGCUUGCAUAAAAAUGCUGGGGGUUACAAUCAGGUACAAGAACACCUUCCCCUUUCUUCCCCUUGGGACCAAGGCCCUGGACCAUCCAAUAGUAAAUUUGUUCUGGCACAACUGAAAAAAAAAAAAAAAUAAAAUAAAAAUGGAUUUCAAAACUGUUACGGGAUAACAAGUGUUUUUUUCAAAACCAGAUAAAGUUGGCCAGGGAGAAGGGGAUCCCCACAACUUACUACCAAACUUUGGAAGAUAGGACAGUAUGAAAGAAAGCCUGUGAGAUUGGAAUAUUUAUACUAGAGAUCACAGUUACUUGUAAGGAAAAUUGUACUGUUAGUAGUUUUUUUCUUUUUUUUUUUUUUUUUUUUUUAAGGACAAUCACAUUAGGAAACCUUAAGUUGGAAGUUGAGUUACUUUCUUCUGAUUGUAAUUCAUGCAGUCAAACACUGUUCACGCUAACCUUUAAAGGAUAAGCAUUUUAAUUUUUAUGAAUAAAAAAAUUAUUUAAAUUCCAGCCAGCACACUUGCAUGUACUUUUCAAACAGAUCUACUUUUUUGUAUACAGUAAAAAAUGUGUACUGUGGUUGCUGAUAUUUUAUCUUCAACAUGACUUGCAUUUGAAAAAUGAGAGACAGCUGUUAACAGCCAUGGUCUUCUUUUAGGAUGUUGGGCCAGUACCGUGAGGCUUUUAUUCCUCUAUUCAGUUCCUCUCUCAUUUCAUCAAUUAACAGAAACUGAACUCCUGCUGUAAGCUGCUAAAAAUUAAAAAUUAAACUGUUAAGGUCUCAGUUUCUGACAAGAUCUGUUUUAAACAUUUAUUCUUUCACAUAAUAAUUUUGAGUUUGGCACCACUAUAAACACAAGGAGUUAAGUCUCACGUGCAAUUCUUGUUAUUUUAUGUGUUACCUGAAGUAGUUCACACAGGACAUAGAAAUGUAAUCUGUAUUUUUAAACAGCUUAAAAAGUCACAAUGUUUAUGUUACGUAUAAUGAAUAUAAAGGAAGUAAUUGUAACUUAUCACUUCUUAUUCAGGGAUGGUAGUUCUCAGAUGUAAGAAAUGCAAGUGUAAUGAAGUGCAAGCCACUUCUCAAGUGAAUUUUAGCCAACAGUGAAAGCUUUUAAGAAUUUGGUCAAAAGCAUUACAUUUGUAGUUGGAAUUCCCCUGGCAUCUCCUUCCCUUGUACUUUUGGCAUCUAAGAAAUGUUUUCAACAAAACAGAACUGUCCCUAAGUGAACCUAUGUUUUAACUCCCAAAUGUCAAUCAGCAGUCUGUUGUCAAGGGAUAUUCUGAAUUACAAAGUUUUCAAGUGCUACAUAAAGCAGAUGAGUUCUAUUUAUUUAAGAAUGUCUUGCAAGUGAUAACUGGCUCUGUAAUGUCAUGUGAAGUCUCCAAAGUGUUUAUCUGUGGCUUUUUUUUUUUUUUGAAAUGUUAAUUUUUUUAAUUUUUUUUUGCUUUAUAAACAUUUUUAAUUUGGUAAUGUUUGAGUGCCAAGAAAUGAACUUGUCAACCUCAGUGCAAAUCUUGAAAAAUCCAUGCUGUACCAGCCCUGUUAUUAAAUAAACAGAUACUAUACAAAAUGAAUGAUCCCAGAAAUAAAGUUUUGAACUCACUUGUAGUUCAGGGGGCAGGACUGUAUACCCUUACAGGUUUGGGGGAUAGCUAAGAAUACUUUUACAGCCUUAAGUUUGCAGUUGCCCUCCUGCAAUUCAUCAUCUUUAUUUCUUAUAACAGUUGCUGCAGUUAUGUAAGUAAUAGGGUUGAUAGGCAACUGGUGGCCGUUAAUUGUUUUAUGGAUUGUCUGAAACAGAACUAAGUGCUAUUGUUGCUGCCACCCUUAGAAGAAAUACUGGGCAGCUGGUGAGAAGUCUCACUAGAUUAGAUGAUGCAUCUCUUACAGUCAACCUCACUUAAUUUAAACCUGAAAUAUUGCUGUCAUCAAUGAUCAACUUUCAGUUUAAUUAAAAAAACCAACCAACCAACUUCUAUCCUGUGAAGCAAUCACAGAGAGAACAACUUCUGUAGCCAAGUUUAGACCAGUAAAUGUUUGACAUUUAAUACCUGACCUGUGUGUGGUAGUACUGUAAAUAAAACACAGUAUCUGUGUGAAAAGUUUGUCAAUAAAUUUUGUGAGUCUUUUAGUA
Molecule: messenger RNA, 5182 nt
Organism: Lagopus muta (rock ptarmigan)
Lineage: Eukaryota; Metazoa; Chordata; Aves; Galliformes; Phasianidae
Gene: DNM1L
Product: dynamin 1 like
Exons: 20
Coding region: 157-2364 (735 amino acids)
Biological process (GO): mitochondrial fission; mitochondrial fragmentation involved in apoptotic process
Cellular component (GO): membrane; cytoplasm; mitochondrion
Molecular function (GO): GTPase activity; microtubule binding; GTP binding
Source: RefSeq, a predicted model, not a curated record